CAGACUCGUACCAAAAGAGAAGCAACUAUGGGCAGAACUUUAGUACCCCUCAGCCGAUUUCCAGGGCUGAGAGCUAUCAGCGUGGAUACUUCAAGGACCAAGAAUCUAUAGAGGAACCGAAGGUCAGCUUGAGUAACGUGGUGAACGACGACUUCAAGAUGAAGGACGUGUCUCUUGAAAGGUCCGAGCCAGGCGAUGAAGCAAUGCCUCCUGACUCUAAAGAGGACUCGUUAGUGGAUACGUGCAAAACUACGCCGCUGAUGUCGCACACCGACAGUCCACGCGGAAGCAUAACGAAACAAGCGUCCUUGGAAGAAAGUGUUCAAAUGGAUACUCCACCGAGGAGUCCACCGGAACCACCGCUAGACAAGGAGCUCCUCGAGAUGAUUGGAGCUGCCCCGAUACCUACGCAGCUGAAAGAACGACCGGAAAUGACGGCGAGGCAACGGUGGCAUUGGGCGUACAACCAAUUAGUAAUGCAGCUGCGGGUAAGUAAAUCACACUUUAUUCUAAAAUUCAUUAUCGCAUUAAAUUUGAAACGAACUAUUGCCACAUGGCAGAGCAUUAAUUCCCUCAAGACAUAGAAAUUUUCACAUCGAUGAAAUCGAAGUUCAAUAGGUAAUAAAAAUCAGCAAACGAAUAGCUCUACGCUUGCCACCGAUAUAGACGUGUAG
This is a messenger RNA of Heterotrigona itama, 674 nucleotides long. Lineage: Eukaryota; Metazoa; Arthropoda; Insecta; Hymenoptera; Apidae. The record is from the annotation of a GenBank genome assembly.